Cantharellus anzutake is the source of this 1506-nucleotide messenger RNA. RefSeq lists its product as uncharacterized. The coding region runs from base 1 to 1506 and encodes 501 amino acids. The record is from RefSeq and is a predicted model, not a curated record. The transcript is spliced from 6 exons. NCBI's taxonomy places the organism in Eukaryota, Fungi, Basidiomycota, Agaricomycetes, Cantharellales, Hydnaceae.
AUGUCCCAGCAGCAGUGCACAGAGUCGUUUGUCGAACCUGCUACUCUGUCAAAAAAUCAGAGGAAAGAAUUAGUCCAGACAUCAUUCAACAAACGGAUUCUCGAGCUGAGGAAGAGUUUUGAUGCCCAAGUCCAUGCUAUUGCACAGGAAUUUGUUAGGCACGGUUCACGCUAUUCAGCAAACCAGAUACGAAAGCAAGUUGUCUAUAAGUUUUCUGCACCAAAAAAAGUACGGAAGCCAAUGCUCCCUAAUGCCUGGGCACAUGCAAAGGCGCAGGCACGUCGUAAACAAGAGAAAGCGCUGCCAAACCUCCCAUACUCCAAAGAGUACCUUGAGCUUCUCAACGACAUCAACAAUGAAGAAGUGACGUUUGAUGACAUAAAGAACCCACUUACUCCAAUGGAUGAACAUCACGCACGAGUUGCCUUAGAAGGUGUUGUCGUCAAAAGGGAGAAUCGGGCCCUAAAAGAAAACAUAAUCUCACCUGAACUGUCAGCACAAUGCAUGGCCAUCCAUGCCCGAGACCAGCUCGUCCAAAUCGCAGAGAAUGUGAACCGGGCAUGUGGAAUUCAAGUCAUGAUUAUGAUGGCAAAAGGGUCUAGCGAUGAUUUAUUUGCACCAGUCGUGUGGGCGUCAGAGAAGGCAAAGGAGUAUUGGCUGGGUGUAGCAAAAGAGCCCCUGUGGUUACAUGCCCGGCUUAUGGAGGGAUAUUGCGUCGGGGCUACAAGCAGUGAGUCAAGAAUCGGGAUACUUUACACUGUUGAUGCUGAAACGAUCGAAGAUGUUGUGAAGGUUCAUAAAGCACUCUCCGGUUCAUUGCGUUUCCAGUUGGCAGAAUGGACAAGAACCGAACUACGCAAGGUAACUGGGAAAACUCAGCUUCCAAUGGAGUGGGUGCCUCGGAAUUAUCUAAAGCUCACGAUCCGACAUGGUGUCAAGAUUGACAUGACACACUAUCCAGGGGGUAAGAUAGUUGAGCCCAAAAGGGCCGUGGUCGAUCAUCUUCGAGAGGCUGUCAAGGGAUGGGAAGAUGGGAAAAUCAAAUGGGUUAAGCUGACGGCAGAGGAGAUUGAGCAGCAAAAAGCAGAGCUCAGUACUCUAGAAUCUGAGGCAGCGCAAGCCCAGACUGGCGACCGUAGCGAGUCACAAGCCACAUGCAUCAACCAUGAUGCCGUCUCCGGAUGCCCUUCCACCGUUGAACAACGUGAUGAUGCCUUAUCAAGCCCUAACAGCAGCAUACGGAACAGUGUGGCUGCAGGUGAAAGCAGCACGAGUAUGGGAGAUAACGUAUCACCAGCACGGCCAAGUGGUUUGAACACUGAUAACGCCACACCAGCAAGCAGCGCCACUCACACAGGGACUGAGCCAGCGGCAACCACGGAAGUCAGCUCCAGCUCCAGUAGGGGUACUAACUUGAGGAAGAAGCGCAAAGCGCCAGCAGACCCGAAGCCACGUAAAUCUCGCCGACAGAGUACCUUCCCCGGCAACGAGAGGGCAGGGGGAUAG